UCUUUCCUUUGCGCCCUCCUUUUUCUCUUCCUUUCCUCUCUGUCUUCAACAAUAACAUCUUUCUCUGUUUUUAAUCUCACAAUUUUCCUCUCUCUGUAUAUUAUUAUAAUUCUCACCUUUCUCUCUCUAAAAACCAUUUUCUCUGUCUAUCUCAGAUCUGUGAUCAGACAUCACUUGAGGAGGGGUGCCUAAUUUACAGAGUAUUUGGCUGCUGCUAAGCAUACAAUAUCCAAAUGAAGAAAGCAUUUGAUCAAACCGUGCGGGACCUCAAGAGAGGUGUGAAUAAAAAGGUUCUUAAAGUCCCUUCAAUAGAACAAAAAGUUUUGGAUGCGACUAGCAAUGAGCCCUGGGGUCCUCAUGGAUCACUUCUUGCAGAUAUUGCUCAGGCGUCAAGGAACUAUCAUGAGUACCAAAUGAUUAUGUCUGUGAUCUGGAAGCGUAUCAAUGAUACUGGAAAAAAUUGGCGGCAUGUUUACAAGGGUUUAACUGUUUUGGAGUAUUUGGUAGCCCAUGGGUCUGAACGUGUCAUAGAUGAUAUACGGGAACAUGUUUACCAAAUAUCUACACUGUCUGAUUUUCAAUAUAUCGACUCCAGCGGGAGAGACCAGGGAAGCAAUGUCAGAAAGAAAUCUCAGAGCCUUGUGGUUCUUGUUAAUGAUAAGGAGAGAAUUCAGGAAGUUCGCCAAAAGGCAGCUGCUAAUAGGGACAAAUUCCGCAACACGUCAACGGGUGGCAUGUAUCGCCCUGGUUCAUAUUCUGGUUCCGGAGGGUAUGGUGACAGAUUUGAUGAGGAUCGUUAUGGAGGCAGAGAUGAAGAAAGAAAUGGUUAUGGGAGGGAAAGGGAAUGGGGCAGCAGAGAUGAGGACAAAUAUGGCAGAUAUGGAGACUCCAACAGCCGUGAUGGGGAUCGCUAUGGUAGAGAUUAUGAUGAGCGUAGCCGAGAUGGAUACAAGGAUGAUGAUUAUCGUGGAAGAAGCCGGAGCACUGAUAAUUAUAAUUAUGGAUCAAGAAGUAGAAGUUCUGACAGGUACAGGGACAAUGCCAAUGAUGACGAUGGCCAAUAUUCUUCUAGGCCGCUUGAAAGGAGGUUUUCUGAACAAAACCUUAGUGCACCUCCUAGUUAUGAGGAAGCUAUUGGUGGUUCACGCAGCCCAACACAUAGUGAAAGGGAUGUAGAAACUUCUUCAGCAUCCGCACCCAAAUCUUCUUCUCCUCAUGCAAGUGCCAGUCCAAGCCCAGUUACUAUGCCUGCUGCCGCACCAGCUACUAUUCCACCACCAGCUCCCGCCACAGCUACCACUUCACCACCAGCUCCAGCAGCAGCUACUGUUUCACCACCAGCUGCAGCAGCAGCUAUUGCUCCACCACCAGAAAACAAUGUUGUUGAGAGUUUUGAUGAAUUUGAUCCCCGUGCAUCUUUUUCAGCAGCGGCCCCAUCUCCAUCAAAUGGUCCUGUGUCAACUACUUCCGGUGGCGAAAUAGAUUUACUUGGCUCCUUAUCUGACCCGUUUUACUCCAACUCGUUAGCCCUUGUACCUGCAGCUUCCAGUGCCCCCGAGGUUAAUCCGUCUGGGACAACUGGCACUGAGACCAUGUUUGGGGAAGCAUCAUCAGUAUCUACCGGCACUAACCAGAUGUUCGAGGAUCCUUUUGGUGAUGGUCCUUUCAAGGCUAUGACCUCGAAUAGCGUGCAAACUCAUCAGCAGGACACUACUCCAUCUUUCCAUCCUAAUUCAAAUCAAAGCCCCGAGCUUCCUCAAUCAGUCCCUCAGGGUGCUGAGGUCUCAAGUGCAGCAUAUAGUCAGUUUCCUCCUACUAAUAUGCAAUUUCCUCAGCAGGAUCUGUCCACCUCUAACCAGGAGAUUGACAUACUGGCUGAUAUUCUCCCACCAUCUGGUCCUUCACCUCCUAGUGAUCAUGCAAUCCCAAGUGUCCAACCUGCGGCACAGACAGGUUUUGAGUCUCAUGGUGGACCAACUACACAACAGACAGGUUACAUGGCACCUCCUGGCCAGGCUGGGGCGCUGACAGUUUUUGGAGCUCAACCUGGCCAACAUUCACCACAAACCAGUUUCCCAACUCAAGGUCAAACUGUAUCUCCAGUGGGCUUUCCUGGUCAAGCAAACAAUUCUCCAUCUUAUGGAGGUUAUCCAGCUCAACCUGGUCAAGCAUCACAGGCUGGUUUUGGACCCACAAGUGGUCCACCCACAUCCGGUUUUCACUCUGCAACAGGUUUCUAUCCACAGUCUGGUUAUCAGGUUCCUGCUGGCAAUGCCAAUGCUGGAGGUUACAAUCCAGGAUUAGGAUCUACAGGUCCAUUUGGUCCCCAAAUGGGUCAAACAUCUGCUGGACAACCCUACCUUUCACAACCGACUGCUGCAUCCCAAAUGCCUUCACAAAUGCAGCUUCAAUCUUCACAAACUCAAACGAGUAAUGCCUUAGUGCUGACACAAACUUCUCCAGCCAAAGACAAAUUCGAGACGAAGUCUACAGUUUGGGCAGAUACAUUGAGCCGUGGACUGGUCAAUUUGAACAUUUCUGGAUCUAAAACAAAUCCAUUAGCUGAUAUUGGGGUUGAUUUUGAUGCUAUUAAUCGCAAGGAGAAAAGGAUGGAGAAACCCAGUACUGCCCCCGUUAUAUCAACUAUUAACAUGGGCAAAGCAAUGGGGUCAGGUACCGGAGUUGGCCGAGCUGGUGCAGGUGCUCUACGGCCUCCAUCAAACCCAACGGUAGGUUCUGGUAUGGGCAUGGGCAUGGGUAUGGGUGGUAUGGGUAUGACUGGUGGUGGCCCUGCAGGGGGUCCUGGUAUGGGAGCAUAUGGAGGAGCAAACCAGCCUUACGGCAUGGGGAUGAAUAGACCUAUGAACAACAUGGGCAUGGGAAUGAACAUGGGUCAAGGAUUUCAGAUGCAACAACAGCCUUCCGGAUUUCCUCCUGGACCUGGAGCUCCAAUGCCGGGAGGUUACAAUCCCCGGAUGGGCAUGGGUCCCUAUGGACAACAACCAUACGGUGGAGGAUACCAAUGAAAUUUAGCCCAAUUCUGAAAGUAAAAAACCUUUGUGUCAUAAUAUCCAGAAUGUUUUUUGUCGGUAAGCCUAUUGAACUCACCCUCUGUUGUAGAGUUGAUGAUUUUCGGGUGCGUUUAGUUUUCGAGGAUAAAAGUUAUAGGAGUAUAUGUUGAUUCCUUCUUCAAUGUUGUUCUGCAAUUGCAUUACCAUUUAUUUACCAUUUGGGGUCAAAGAUUGCUUGCAAGACCCCUCAUAAUGUUUUGUUGUUGUGCUUUGUAUACACUCGAGGAUCACCCCGGUUUUCCUCUUUUUGCCACUUGAUCCAUAUAUACACGUGUAGAAUUUUUUGAAUCAUUAUUGUAAUUGUAACUUGCUGAACAUGAAUUUGAUGAUUCUUCUUGUA
Lycium ferocissimum is the source of this 3411-nucleotide messenger RNA. RefSeq names its product clathrin interactor EPSIN 2-like. The coding region runs from base 234 to 3026 and encodes 930 amino acids. Gene Ontology annotation, cellular component: clathrin vesicle coat; plasma membrane; endosome. Gene Ontology annotation, biological process: endocytosis. Lineage: Eukaryota; Viridiplantae; Streptophyta; Magnoliopsida; Solanales; Solanaceae. The transcript is spliced from 13 exons. The record is from RefSeq and is a predicted model, not a curated record. Gene Ontology annotation, molecular function: clathrin binding; phospholipid binding.